AUGCAGCAACGUGCCAAGAAGCGGCCACGGCAGAGUGAUGAGAGCAAUACCCGACCUGCACACAACCGCAACGAUGGCCAACCUCCUGGGAGUCGUUUACCACUGACCAGCAGUGUUGCCUCGGUCACUCCUGGCGGGGAUGCCUUCCCCUCCUCCUCUUUGCAUGCACCGCUGACGGCGAUAGAUUUGGUUUGGCAACGCAAAACGGCGGCGGUGCAGAAGCAACUUCUUCAACUUGCCAAUCUGUACGCACAGAAGGCACAGGAGAACGAGGCGGUGCUGGACGCCAUUGAAAGGAUGAUAGCCUCACAUGAGUUGGAGCUUGCGGCGGUGGCGGCAGAGAGUGAGUCCCACACGUGUCAACAUCUUGAAUUAAUUGCGGAGCUGCAUCGUCGGGAAGAUGCAACGCUUGCAGAAAAACAAAGUGCCAUGGAUGAGAUAAAAAUGUUACAGGAGCGACACGUGCAAUUAGAGCAGGCACGAGAACGUUUGCAGGAGGACAUUGUUAUCCAAUCGGACGCCUUGGAGCAGUUGCAGAAGACGCUGGAGGCAGAGCGCCAAGUGACAGACGAAGAGCAGAGAAAACUGAACGAUGUGCUUGAGAGAGAGCGGGUUAUGCAAGAUGCCACCUACGGUCUCUCCGGGGAGGUGAGGGAAAUGGUAGCAGAGAUGGAGCAGAUACGCAAGGCGAAGGAGGCUGCUGAACGUGCAUCACGGGAAACCGAGAUAGUCCGACGACAGUUGUACUCGCAGUGUGAGGAGCUGAAGGGGACCAUUCGUGUGUACUGUCGGGUAAAGGGCAGUGGCAACAACACCAACGGUGAGGUUUUGCUCGUUCCUGAGAGCUCUCGUGAGGCGUCCAUUUCUUCGCACAGUACAAUUAGCCUCUCCACGGAGGGGCUUCACAACCUCGCCGCAGCAGGAGGAAGAGGUGCAGAGGGCAAAAGACAAAAAAUACACGGAGGGCAACAAAAGACACUGCAUGGUCGAUUUGAGUUUCCCCAGGUCGAGGAUGGGGUUCAGAGGACGUUGUGUGUGUGCCAAUCGCGGAACAACGCGACAUCCACAGGUACGCAGGAGUCCAAGGAGACAUUCACGUACGAUUGUGUCUUUGAUGGCAACGCUACACAAGAGGCUGUUUAUGCCAACGUGGAGCCGCUUGUCAACUGUGCGGUUGAUGGCUAUCGUGUCUGCAUUUUUGCGUACGGCCAGACGGGAUCGGGUAAAACAUACUCCAUGGAAGGAGAAGUGUUGGAUGAACAGAAAUGUGGCAUCACUCCUCGCGCCCUUCGUACCAUAUUCCGUCGCCAGGAAGAGUUAAGCUCCGACGGCUGGAAGUACAGCCUCAGUUGUUACUUCAUUGAAAUAUACAACGAUGUCAUUCGGGACCUGCAGCAGGAGCCGUCCGUGUAUGAACCCGGUGGAGCCGCCGCCUCUCAGCCGAACUAUCACGUUAUCAAGCAUCAGAACGAGUCGGGGUCAACGAGUAUCACCAACGUUGUAGAGAGGCGUAUUCGCUCCUUUGAGGACUUUCAGCGCCACUACAAGACGGCAAUGAAGAAUCGUAGCACCGCUAAAACGCUGCUGAACGACCAUUCAUCUCGGUCGCAUUGUGUCUUUGUCCUGCGUAUUGAGGGAGAAAAUGCACUCAUACGGCAGCGAAGUGAGGGGACGCUCUGUCUGGUGGAUUUGGCGGGUAGCGAGCGAAUGAGCGAGUCGGGGACACGGCAAGGGCAGCAUCUCAAGGAGACCAUCAACAUCAACCGCAGUCUGUUGGAUCUUGGGAAGUGCAUCAGCGCCCUUAACAACUCCGGCAGCGUCGCACCGUGGCGCAACGGCAAGCUCACAUACCUGCUGCAGAAUUACCUCGGGGCAAAGGGCGGGAAGAUGCUCAUGUUGGUCACUGUCUCAGAUAAGGAGGAACACAUGGCGGAAAGCCUGAACUCACUCCGCUUUGCGAGUCGCGUCAACCAAACCGUUGUUGGCCCCUCCGUGAGGCGCGUAACCGACUACUGA
Messenger RNA from Trypanosoma cruzi, 2016 nucleotides. RefSeq names its product C-terminal motor kinesin, putative. Gene Ontology annotation, biological process: microtubule-based movement. Gene Ontology annotation, molecular function: microtubule binding; ATP binding; microtubule motor activity. The record is from RefSeq and is a predicted model, not a curated record. The coding region runs from base 1 to 2016 and encodes 671 amino acids. NCBI's taxonomy places the organism in Eukaryota, Euglenozoa, Kinetoplastea, Trypanosomatida, Trypanosomatidae. The transcript has a single exon.